Messenger RNA from Bufo gargarizans (Asiatic toad), 1665 nucleotides. RefSeq names its product zinc finger protein 501-like. The transcript is spliced from 3 exons. NCBI's taxonomy places the organism in Eukaryota, Metazoa, Chordata, Amphibia, Anura, Bufonidae. The record is from RefSeq and is a predicted model, not a curated record. Gene Ontology annotation, biological process: regulation of transcription by RNA polymerase II. The coding region runs from base 86 to 1483 and encodes 465 amino acids. Gene Ontology annotation, molecular function: RNA polymerase II cis-regulatory region sequence-specific DNA binding; DNA-binding transcription factor activity.
UCCCCCGUGUAAGAGUGAGGUGGAGGAGGACAUUCCAGGAGAUGUCACCACAGGAAAUUCCAGUAAGAAUUCUGAGGGAAACUUCAUGUUAUUACUAGAUUAUAAAGUAGAAGCUGAAGAUAUCACGCAGUGCUCCUCAGGAGAAAACCUCAUUAACUUUAAUGGACAUCCAGGAUUUCUCAGUACAGUUCUAUCCUAUAAUCCCCCUGAUCAUGAGGAACCUUCUCCUAACAAAUCACAGAUUGUUAUCACAAGUACCGGGCAGAAAGGGGAUGAAAGGUUUGAAUGUGGUAAAGAGUUGCCAAAAGGCUCAGGUCUUUCUACGCACAGAAGAAUUCCAACAGGGGAGAAGCCAUACUCCUGUUCACAAUGUGGAAAAUAUUUUACAUAUAAAUCCCAGCUUGUUAGACAUGAAAGAAGGCACACAGGAGAGAAGCCAUUUUCCUGUUCAGAUUGUGGGAAGUGUUUUACAAGGAAAUCAAUUCUUGAUGCACAUGAGAGAAGCCACACAGAAAAUUCCAGUAAGAAUUCUGAGGGAAACUUCAAGUUACCACUAGAUUAUAAAGUUAAAGAUGAAGCUAUCAUGCAUCGCCCUUCAGGAGAAAACCUUAAUGUAUGUCCUGGACUUCACAGUACAGAUCUAUCAUAUAAUCCUCCUAAUCGUGAGGAACCUUCUCCUGACCAAUCGCAGAUUGUUACCACAAGUAUAAGUCAGAAAGGGUGUGAAAAGGUUCACUGUGGUAAAGAGUCCACAAAAAGAUCAGGUCUUUCCACACACAGAGGAAUUCACACAAGGGAAAAGCCAUUCUCCUGUUCAGAAUGUGGGAAGUGCUUUACAGUGAAGUCAAACCUUGUUGCACAUAAGAGAGUUCACAGAGGAGAGAAGCCGCAUUCAUGUUCAGAAUGUGGGAAACGUUUUACACAAAAAUCGAAUCUUGUUAAACAUCAGAGAAUUCACACAGGAGAGAAUCUGUAUCCAUGUUCACAAUGUGGGAAGUGCUUUACAGGAAAAUCAAAACUUGUAAUUCAUGAGAGAAGUCACACAGGAGAGAAGCCAUAUUCAUGUUCAGAAUGUGGAAAAUGUUUUACACAACAAUCAUAUCUUGUUAUACAUGAGAGACUUCACACAGGAGAGAAGCCAUAUUCAUGUUUAGAAUGUGGGAAAUGUUUUAUACGGAAAUCAUAUCUUGUUAAACAUCAGAGUGUUCACACAGGGGAAAAACCGUAUUCGUGUCCAGAAUGUGGUAAAUGUUUUAGACAAAAAUCUGACCUUGUUACACAUGAGAGACAUCACACAGGAGAGAAGCCAUUUUCAUGUUCAGAAUGUGAGAAAUGUUUUACACGGAAAUCAUAUCUUGUAAAACAUCAGAGAAGUCAUACAGGAGAGAAGCCAUAUUGUUGUUCAGAAUGUGGGAAGUGCUUUUCAGAUACAUUAAAACUUGUUAAACAUUUUAGAAUUCACACAGGUGAGAAACCAAUUUAACAUAUUAGGUUUAGAGAUGAGUAAAUAUCUCAAAAUUCCUUUUGAGCUGAUCAGAAUUAGAUUUGGGUCCAAAUAAAUUCUACCUGCAACUAAAGUGCUCUGAUUGCCUGGAAAAGUCUCUUUUUCUGUGUGUGUCUGUCUCUCUUCUCCUUGAUUGUUCCAAAUUAACUGACAAAGUUCGA